AUGUAUUGUCCGGUGGCUGCACGUGAUGCCACUGUUGCUGCGGGAGGUCCGUCUUGGACAGUGAAGCUGGGAAGAAGAGAUUCAACCACAGCUAGUCGUAACAUAGAUCUCCCCAGCCCUUUCGCAAAUUUGGAUACACUUAUAUCCAGCUUCGCUACCAAAGGCCUUAACACAAAGAGACAUGCACUAGAAGACCGCAAAUGUCCAAAGGACACCGGAAAUGGGAAUUUGGCACCCCUUGAUUUAGUGACCCCAAAUUCCUUUGAUAACAACUACUAUAAGAACUUAUUGCAAAAGAAAGGUCUGCUUCAAUCGGAUCAAGUUCUAUUCAGCGGUGGAGCAACUGACAGUAUUGUUUCAGAGUACGCCAGGAGCUCUCGGGCAUUCCAAGAAGAUUUUGCAUCAGCCAUGAUUAAAAUGUCUGAAAUUCAGGCCGCUCACGGGGUCAAAAUGGGAUCAUUAGAAAAGUCUGCGGUGCUUUGA
Messenger RNA from Ipomoea nil (Japanese morning glory), 483 nucleotides. Its product is annotated as lignin-forming anionic peroxidase-like. Lineage: Eukaryota; Viridiplantae; Streptophyta; Magnoliopsida; Solanales; Convolvulaceae. The record is from RefSeq and is a predicted model, not a curated record. Gene Ontology annotation, biological process: response to oxidative stress. The transcript has 2 exons. Gene Ontology annotation, molecular function: peroxidase activity; heme binding. The coding region runs from base 1 to 483 and encodes 160 amino acids.